Messenger RNA from Hibiscus syriacus, 1901 nucleotides. RefSeq names its product cationic amino acid transporter 9, chloroplastic-like. Gene Ontology annotation, biological process: transmembrane transport; amino acid transport. Gene Ontology annotation, molecular function: amino acid transmembrane transporter activity. NCBI's taxonomy places the organism in Eukaryota, Viridiplantae, Streptophyta, Magnoliopsida, Malvales, Malvaceae. The transcript has 8 exons. Bases 7 to 1758 code for a protein of 583 amino acids. The record is from RefSeq and is a predicted model, not a curated record. Gene Ontology annotation, cellular component: membrane.
UAAUCAAUGAAUUUUCGGAUUAUAAAUAAGAUCAAAGACCAAAGCGGGCACAGAAUCUUACCUAUGGAUACUUCACAUAAAGACGCCACUCCCUCCUCAUCUUCUACUUCUUGUUUCUCUCAGUUUUGCUCAUCAGCGCUUAGAGCCAAAACCCUCAAACCCUCCGCCGAUGCUUCUGGCGAUGGCCUUAUCCGCAGACUCAGCGUCUUCGAUCUCCUCCUACUCGGCGUCGGCGCAUCUAUCGGUGCUGGUAUAUUCGUUGUUACCGGAACCGUGGCUCGCGAUGCCGGUCCUGGAGUGACUAUUAGUUUCAUACUCGCGGGAGCAUCUUGUGUGUUGAACGCGCUGUGCUAUGCUGAGUUAGCGUCACGGUUCCCCGCCGUGGUCGGAGGCGCGUACUUGUACGCGUAUACGGCCUUCAAUGAAAUUACUGCUUUUCUUGUGUUUAUGCAAUUGAUGUUGGAUUAUCAUAUUGGGGCUGCUAGUAUUGCGCGGAGCUUAGCGAGCUACGUGGCUACCAUCUUCGAGCUCAUCCCUGCUUUGAAAGGAAAGAUACCUCCCUGGGUUGGUCAUGGUGGUCAGGAAUUAUUUGGAGGAACAUUGUCUAUCAAUAUUCUGGCUCCGAUUCUUCUUGCCCUUUUGACUAUAAUUCUCUGUCAGGGUGUUAAGGAGUCUUCUGCUGUUAAUUCUUUCAUGACUACAACCAAGGUUGUCAUUGUUAUUUUUGUCAUCAUUGUCGGAUCUUUCAAAGUUGAUGUAGAUAAUUGGUCUCCUUUUGCUCCCAAUGGUUUUAAAGAAAUAUUGACGGGUGCUACUGUGGUAUUCUUUGCAUACGUCGGAUUUGAUGCGGUUGCUAAUUCUGCUGAAGAAUCAAAGAGACCUCAGCGGGAUUUACCGAUAGGAAUAUUGGGAAGUCUGCUUGUAUGUAUUAUUUUAUACAUUGCUGUUUGCUUGGUGAUCACUGGGAUGGUACCAUACAACAUGCUGGGAGAAGAUGCUCCUUUAGCUGAAGCUUUUACAUCCAAGGGUUUGAAAUAUGUUUCUAUUUUAAUCAGCAUUGGAGCUGUUGCUGGGCUUACGACAACCCUUCUAGUUGGUCUAUAUGUUCAGUCUCGAUUAUAUCUUGGGCUUGGAAGGGAUGGUUUACUGCCUUCAAUAUUUGCUAAAGUGCAUCCGAAACGUCACACACCUGUUCAUUCUCAAGUCUGGGUUGGUAUUAUUGCUGCUGUUUUGGGAGGGCUAUUUAAUGUGCAUAUCCUAUCACACAUUCUUUCAGUUGGCUCACUGACUGGCUAUUCUGUUGUUGCUGCAUGUGUUGUGACUCUUCGCUGGAAGAAGAGGACAGAAAAUCAAGAUUCUUCAAAAUGCAUGGCAACCUGGUGUGAAGGUGUCAUAUGGAUUGCCAUACUGGCAUGCUGUGGUUUUGCUACUGGAGUUCUUUAUCGUGUCGGUGCUUCCUUUAUUUAUAUGAUUGUUGCAUUGGUGAUAGCCAUAUUGGCUUGUGCUGCUCUUUAUUGCCGUCAGGAUUAUUCAGAAGCUCCGGGGUUUUCCUGUCCAUGGGUUCCUAUUGUGCCCUCUGUUUGCAUCUUUUUCAACAUCUUCCUGUUUGCACAGUUGCACUAUGAAGCAUGGAUUAGAUUCGUCAUCCUCAGCUUAAUAUCUGUUGCUAUUUAUGCAUUUUACGGACAGUAUCAUGCAAAUCCAAGUUCAGACGAGACAAUCAUUUAUCAUAUGGCACCUGCAGAAGAUACGCAUUAGGCACCUGUGAUCCUUGGUAGGGCUUGUAGUUUAUCUUUCUUUUAUGCCAGUGCCUGCAUAUAAAUCUAUUUGUGCUAGUCGAUAGAGAAUUAUAUUAGACAUUGUUGGCAUCUUUGCAGUCUAAUAAAUAGAGAAUAUGUAUC